AUGACGAUUGACGACGUGACAGGAUGUGCUAUCAAGUCAAUUGUGGACACAGGCAAUAUAUACGCCACUGAUCGCUGUCCCCGCAUGCAAUUGGUAUCUUUUUCCACUUGGGCAAUGCGCGAAUAUGCAUGUUAUAUUCUCAAUGGACUCUUUCUCGUCAUUAACUUUACGCCUAUCCGCAAGAAUGUGGCAGAAGAUGUUUAA
Peronospora belbahrii is the source of this 204-nucleotide messenger RNA. NCBI's taxonomy places the organism in Eukaryota, Oomycota, Peronosporomycetes, Peronosporales, Peronosporaceae. The record is from the annotation of a GenBank genome assembly.